Phytophthora sojae is the source of this 1057-nucleotide messenger RNA. RefSeq names its product 14-3-3-like protein. The record is from RefSeq and is a predicted model, not a curated record. NCBI's taxonomy places the organism in Eukaryota, Oomycota, Peronosporomycetes, Peronosporales, Peronosporaceae. The transcript has a single exon. Gene Ontology annotation, biological process: signal transduction. Bases 55 to 804 code for a protein of 249 amino acids. Gene Ontology annotation, cellular component: cytoplasm.
AGCUCAAGCGCAAGCGUCAGCUCUCUCUCUCUCCACCCCAAUCUUCCGUCGACCAUGGACCGUGACUCCCUUGUGUUCCUCGCCAAGCUGGCCGAGCAGGCCGAGCGCUACGACGAGAUGGUGGACCACAUGAAGGCCGUGGCCAACAACCACAACGUGGAGCUCACCGUGGAGGAGCGCAACCUGCUGUCGGUGGCCUACAAGAACGUGAUCGGCUCGCGCCGCGCGUCGUGGCGCGUGAUCUCGUCCAUCGAGAACAAGGGCGACUCGGAGCGCAGCGAGCACAUCAAGGCCUACCGCCAGAAGAUCGAGGGCGAACUCGUGGACAUCUGUAACGACAUCCUGACCAUCAUCGAGAACAACCUGAUCCCCAACUCGUCCAGCGAGGAGGGCAAGGUCUUCUACUACAAGAUGAAGGGCGACUACCACCGCUACCUGGCCGAGUUCCAGGUGGACGACGAGCGCAAGGAGUCGUCGGACAAGGCCCUGGAGAGCUACAAGCAGGCCUCGACCAUAGCCAUGGCCGAGCUGCCCCCCACGCACCCCAUCCGCCUGGGUCUGGCCCUCAACUUCUCGGUCUUCUACUACGAGAUCCUGAACUCGCCCGACCGCGCCUGCAACCUGGCCAAGCAGGCCUUCGACGACGCCAUCGCCGAGCUCGACACCCUCUCGGAGGAGAGCUACAAGGACAGCACGCUGAUCAUGCAGCUGCUGCGCGACAACCUGACGCUCUGGACCUCGGACCAGGAGCCCGACAACGCCGACGCCAACCAGGGCGACAUGAACGUGCAGGACGUGGAGUAAGCGCUCCCGUCCCGCCAUCGCAAGCCUUAGGCGAGCUAGCUAAGCUGGUGCGCGUGGCGGGGCGACGGGCCGAAGGAGACGCGGACGCAGCCGAGCGCGGGGGACCGAGAGGCCGCAGCUAUUUUGUUGGCCUCCUCCCCCGCUGCUCUUAGGUCGCUGUGGCCGCCAGCUCUGAGCCCUGCAGCGCGCCAGCCGUCCAGUGCUUAAUAUUGGUAGAUAGAACCCACAAAAGAACUGUCUUCCCUGUUUCAAA